AUGGCUCACGAUGACGUCAACCCCGACGCGCCGAAGAAGCGCCUCGUCAUCAAGAAGAUGGUGCUCGAGAACUUCAAGUCCUACGCGGGCGCGCAGCACGUCGGCCCGUUUCACAAAUCCUUCUCCUCCGUCGUCGGCCCGAACGGCUCGGGGAAGAGCAACGUCAUCGACGCGAUGCUCUUCGUGUUCGGCAAGCGCGCGAAGCAGCUCAGGCUGAACAAGGUCUCCGAGCUCAUCCACAACAGCACGGACUUCAGGAACUUGGAGUACGCGCGCGUGGAGGUGCACUUCCACGAGAUCGUCGACAAGGCGCGCGAAGACUUCGAGGCGAUCCCGAACUCAGACUUCAUCAUCGCGCGCGAGGCGUACAAGAACAACACGUCCAAGUACUUCAUCGACGCGAAGACGUCCAACUUCACGGAGGUCACGAAUCUCCUCAAGGCGCACGGCGUCGACCUGAACAACAACCGAUUCCUCAUCCUUCAGGGCGAGGUUGAACAAAUCUCGAUGAUGAAGCCGAAAGCGCAGACGCCGAACGACGAGGGGCUGCUGGAGUACCUCGAGGACAUCAUCGGGACGAACCAGUACGUCGAGAGCAUCGAGGAGAAGGCGAAGUCGCUCGAGGAUCUCAACGAGAAGCGCGGCGGCCAAGCGAACCGACUCAAACUCGUCGAAAAAGAACGCGACGGCCUCGCCGGCGCGAAAGCGGAGGCGGAGGCGUUCAUGGCGAAAGAGCGCGAGCUCGUCAGGACGCGCAGCGUGAUGUACCAAGUCUUCGAGCUCGACGCGCGGACGCAGAUGGCGGCGAUCGCGGAGAAGAAGGCGGCGCUCGAGGCGACGCUCGCCGAGGAGAGAGAAAAAGCGAAGGAAACGACGGCGGGCGCCGAGGCGUUGGAGCGCGCGCACGGGGAGCACGCGAAAGCGCUCGGGGAGCUGAGAGCGCGGCUCGACGACGCGACGAGAGCGUUCGCGGAGUUUGAGCGCAAGGACAUCAAGCACCGCGAGGACUUGAAGGACAUGAAGCAGCGCGCGAAGAAGCUCGACGAGAAGCUCGUCAAGGACGCCAAGAAACAGACGGACAUGGCCGCGGAGGUGGAGGCGAUCGAGCGCGAAGUCCCGGAGCUCGAGUCCAAGAAGGCGCAGCUGGAAGAGCGCGUCGCGAAGGAGGAGACCGCGCUGGACGCCGUGCUCGAGAGUUUGAAGGGAGAGAUGGCGACGAUCGGCGCGGAGCUCGAGGCGGCGCGGGCGGCGUUGACGCCGUGGGAGGGGAAAAUCGCCGACGCCAAGGCGGCGAUGGACGUCGCCGUCACGGAGCGCGAUCUCCUCGUGAACGCGAAGGAAGACGCGCGGAAGAGGUACGAGGAUGCCAAGGAGGGCGUCGAGAAAGCGAACGCGCUCGCGGCGAAGAAGGAGGAAGAGAUGUCCGACGCCGCGAGCGACCUCGCGUCGGAAAAGUCCAGAGCGGCGGAGCGACGCGAGGCGGAGUCCGCGGCGCGCGCGCGAGAGAAGCUCGCGAACGAAACCACGCGAGAGAUUCGCGGCAAGCUCGAGCAGAAGCGAUCGGCGGCGGACCAGGAGAGGUCCAAGUCCGUCAUCGUCUCCGCGCUGAUGCACGCGAAGAGCAAAGGGAAGAUCAAAGGCGUGUUGGGGCGGCUCGGCGACCUCGGCGCCAUCGACAAAAAGUACGACGUCGCCGUCUCCACCGCGUGCGCGGCGUUGGAUUACAUCGUCGUCGAGACGACCGCGGACGCGCAGGCGUGCGUCGCGCAUCUGCGCGCGAAUAACCUCGGCGUCGCGACGUUUUUGAUCCUCGAGAAGCAAAAGGCGCUGGAAGGGCGCAUGCGCGAGGCUGCAGCCUUUGCCGCCGCGGAGAAGGGCGCGGCGCCGCGGUUGAUGGAUUUGAUCAAACCCGCGGAGCCGCGGCUCGCGGUUGCCUUUUACUACGGCGUUCGCGACACCGCGGUCGCGGACGACCUCGACGCCGCGUCGAAGAUUGCGUACGAGGGCAAGUCCGGACGCAAGCGCGUCGUGACGCUCGCCGGGCAGCUCAUCGAGACGAGCGGGACGAUGUCCGGCGGCGGGUCCAAGCCCAAGGGGGGACGCAUGCGCACGGGCACGGCGGCGCCAGCGACGGCGGACGACGCGGAGGAGUCUGCGGCGGCGGUCGCCGUCGCGGAGAAGGACCUCCAGGCCGCGUCCGUGACGUACGAGGAGGCGCGGUCCGCGGCGAUCGCGGCGGGGAAAGAAGCCAAGGAGGCGGAGCAAGCGAUCGCGAAGAUCGAGCGGCUCCUUCCCAAGCUCAAGGCGGAGCACGAAGCCGCGAUCGAACGCGCGAGCGACUUGAACGGCCGCCUCAUCGAACUCGAGAACGACGCGAAGACGACGAAGGAGGACGCCGCGGAGCUCAAGAGACUGAAGAAAGAAGUCGAGGACACGAGCGCGGCGUACGCGUCGGUGCAGGAAGACGCCGCGGAGACGCGAGCGCGGUGCGAGGCGCUGCAAAAGAAGAUGGACGACGUCGGCGGCGAAAAGCUGAAAAAGCAACGCGCGCUGGUGAAGGAUCUGAGAGCCGGGAUCGCCGCCGCGGAGGAGAGCUGCGUGGAGAAGCGCGCGACCGCGGCGAGCCACGCCAAGGCGACCGCGCGUCUGAUGAAGGCGAUCGAGGACGCGACCGCGGAGAGAGCGAAGCUGACGGAGGAUGUCAAAGCCGUCAAGGAGGCGUUUAAGACGUUGGAGGACGGCGCCAUGGAGGUUCUGGAGCGGCAGAAGGAGCUUCAGGCGAUGUGCGACGCCAAGGCGGCCGAGCUCGCGGCGGCGGCGAUGGAGAGAGACGCCGCGCUGAAGGAGAUUGGCGCGAUCAAGCACGUCGAGGUUGACCUCUGCGCGAAGAUCGAGGACCUCGCGGAGGCUGGGAAGCAAAACGAGGAGAAAAACAAGCAGUGGACGAAGGAGCUCGCCAAGUUGCGGAAGGAGCAGGAGGCGCUCCACGCGGAGGUGUCGCUGCCCGUGCCCGAGCUCUUGAGCGACGAAGAGCUCGCGAGCGAGACCACAGACGCGCUCGUCGCGGACGAGAAACGCUUGGAAGAGGAGCUCGCGGUCAUGAAACCCGACCUCUCGUCGAUCGAGGCGUUUCGUAACAAGGAGGGCGAGUACGAAGAACGCGCGGGCGAUCUUCGGACGGUCACGGAGGCGCGCGACGCGACGCGCGCGGAGUACGACGACCUGCGCAAGAAGCGUCUGGACGAGUUCAUGUCCGGGUUUAACGUCAUCUCGCUCCGGUUGAAGGAGAUGUAUCAGAUGAUCACGUUGGGCGGAGACGCGGAGCUGGAGCUCGUGGAUUCGCUCGAUCCGUUCGCCGAGGGCAUCGUCUUCAGCGUGCGGCCGCCGAAGAAGAGCUGGAAGAACAUCGCGAACUUGUCCGGCGGCGAGAAGACGCUGUCCUCGCUCGCGCUCGUGUUCGCGCUGCAUCACUACAAGCCCACGCCGCUUUACGUCAUGGACGAGAUCGACGCCGCGCUGGACUUUAAGAACGUGUCCAUCGUCGGGCAUUACAUCAAAGAGCGGACGAAAAACGCGCAGUUUGUGAUCAUCUCGUUGCGGAACAACAUGUUCGAGCUCGCGGACCGUCUCGUCGGGAUUUACAAGACGAACAACACGACGAAGACGGUCGCGAUCAACCCCGGGGCGUUCACCGUCGGCGCGGGGAACAAGAUUCAGGGGAAGGAAGCCGCCACGGAGGAGGGAGGGGACGAGAACGUCGCCCCGGCGGCGUCCGUCGCGCAGCCGCUGGCGGUGUGA
Micromonas pusilla CCMP1545 is the source of this 3798-nucleotide messenger RNA. Its product is annotated as condensin complex component. The transcript is spliced from 2 exons. Gene Ontology annotation, cellular component: chromosome; condensin complex. Gene Ontology annotation, molecular function: protein binding; ATP binding; ATP hydrolysis activity. Bases 1 to 3798 code for a protein of 1265 amino acids. Gene Ontology annotation, biological process: mitotic chromosome condensation. NCBI's taxonomy places the organism in Eukaryota, Viridiplantae, Chlorophyta, Mamiellophyceae, Mamiellales, Mamiellaceae. The record is from RefSeq and is a predicted model, not a curated record.